AUGAAACUGCCACAAAGCUUUGAGCUUUACGCAAAAGGCAGUAGUCACAUUGCUAUCGGUAUUCCAAACACAUUGGAAGAAGAUUUUCACUCCGAGGAACAAAUUUCCAUCGUUAACAGGCAUCCAGUCAAAUAUUUGAAACUGGAAAACAUCAUUGACAAGACUCCAGUCAAGAAUGUUCAUGCUGAUUAUGAAGACGUUUAUUGUAUUGACAUUAACAAACAACCAGCAUUUUACCAUCCUUUACUAAAAGAUCACAAGUUGCAGAGGAAACCUAGUUUUCAAAAAUCAACUGGAAAAAGAAGUGGAAACAAAGCAGCUAGAACUAUAUUUGGACUCAAGAAAAAAUGUCCAAGAGGAACAGUUCCUAUUCAAAGAGCAGCAAAGAGUGAUCUGAUAUCAGAAAAAAAUUUGUUAAAUUUUCAUACCAUGACUCAAGAAAACCCUGGUACUCAUCUUGCAGAAGUAUCACUUUUACACUCUCAUGGUCCUUAUUAUGGUGUGGGUGGAUUAAGCAGUGUGUAUAAUCCAAAAGUUGAGAAGAAUCAAAUCAGUGCUGCUCAUAUAUGGAUUCAGAAUGGACCAUCAGACACCAGCAACAGAAUCACAGCGGGAUGGCAUGUGGCUCCAGCACUAUAUGGUGAUUUUGCAACACAUUUUUUUUCAGCAUGGACGUCAGAUAAUUUUCACAAGACAGGGUGCUACAACAUGCGGUGUAGAGGGUUUGUUCAGGUGAACAGAAAGGUUUACAUUGGUGCUCCGGCCAAUAAAACAUCUACAUAUGGUGGUCCAACUGUGGAGGCUCAAUUUUCUAUUGUGCGGGACAUAGAAUCGAAUAACUGGUGGUUAAGUGUAGAUGAUAUGACAAUUGGGUAUUUUCCAGCUGCAUUAUUCUCAAACCUGGGUUCAGGGGAUGAAGUAGGGUGGGGUGGGAGAUCAAGAAGCUCUCCUGGUACUCCUACUCCUCCAAUGGGAUCUGGCCAUUUUCCUGAAGAUAAAUUUACUCCUUCUCAUGCUUCUUAUUUUAGGCUUCUCACCUUCCAAGAUGAAGCAAGAAGAAAUCAAGGGCCUCAUCAAGCUAUGUCACAGGCAGUCACUGACAAUGCUAAUUGUUUUGGUGUUAAGUAUUAUGGAGAUCAAGAUGUUCUUGGAUAUUCUAUUCUAUUUGGAGGACCAGCCGUAUUUGCUUUGCGCACCCUUUCCGCGAUGCACAUCAAGGAGAUUUGCUUGGAAGGGUUCAAGUCCUACGCGACGCGCACCGUGGUUCCGGGCUUCGACCCCUUCUUCAACGCUAUCACCGGCUUGAAUGGUUCAGGCAAAUCGAACAUUCUCGAUUCCAUCUGCUUCGUUCUCGGCAUCACCAAUUUACAGCAGGUUAGGGCUUCCAACCUCCAGGAACUCGUCUACAAGCAGGGCCAGGCCGGAAUCACCAAGGCCACAGUCUCCAUCGUCUUCGACAAUUCCGAUCGGUCGCGGAGCCCUCUUGGGUAUGAAGGCCAUUCCGAGAUCACAGUCACAAGACAGAUUGUGGUUGGGGGCAGAAACAAAUAUUUGAUCAAUGGGAAGCUUGCACAGCCUAGUCAAGUUCAGAAUCUUUUUCAUUCAGUGCAGCUAAAUGUUAAUAAUCCACAUUUCCUUAUAAUGCAAGGGCGCAUCACUAAGGUUUUGAAUAUGAAACCACCAGAGAUAUUGUCUAUGCUUGAGGAAGCUGCAGGGACGAGAAUGUACGAGACAAAGAAAGAGGCUGCUCUAAAAACACUUGAGAAGAAGCAGAGCAAGGUUGAUGAGAUUAACAAGCUUCUUGACCAGGAGAUACUGCCUGCUCUUGAGAAGUUAAGGAAAGAAAAGACACAGUACAUGCAAUGGGCUAAUGGCAAUGCUGAAUUAGAUAGGCUGAGAAGGUUCGUUAUUGCUUUUGAGUAUGUUCGAGCGGAGAGGAUUAAAGACAGUGCUGCUUCUGAGGUGGAAGAAGUGAAAGCCAAGAUAGCUGAGAUUGAUGAUGUUGCUAAGACAAAUCAGGCGGAAAUAAAGGAAAUGGAGGCCAAAAUAGCUCAGUUGACUGCUAAAAAGGAAGCAGACAUGGGUGGAGAAUUGAAAUCUCUCUCAGAGAAGGUAGAUGCACUUUCCCAGAAUCUUGUGCGGGAAACGUCUGUAUUAAAUAACAAAGAAGACAAUUUGAGGGGUGAAGAAGCCAACAAGGCAAAUAUUGUUAAAAACAUUGAAGAAUUGAAGCAAUCUGUAAAAGAGAAGGCAUCUGCUGUUCAAAAGGCUGAAGAGGGGGCAGCAGAUCUGAAAAACACAGUUGACGAGCUUACAAAGAGUCUAGAGGAACAUGAAAAAGAAUACCAGGGUGUUUUAGCUGGCAAGAGCAGUGGUAAUGAAGAGAAGUGCUUAGAGGAUCAACUAAGGGAUGCAAAGGAAGCAGUUGGGAGUGCUGAAACAGAAUUGAAACAGCUGAAAGCCAAAAUUAGCCAUUGUGAAAAGGAACUGAAGGAGAAAACAAAUCAAUUAAGGUCAAAACGUGAAGAAGCUAAUGCGGUCGAAAAAGAGCUCAACUCUAGACAAAAAGAUGUGGAAAAUAUUAGAAAAGAGUUGGAGUCUCUUUCUUAUAAAGAGGGUGAGAUGGAGGAUUUACAAAAGGAACGUAUGACUGAGAUGAACUGUGUGCAAAAGUGGAGGGAUGAAAUACGCAAUCUUUCAGCAUAUCUGGCAAAUGUUGAAUUUACAUACCGUGACCCUGUCAAGAACUUUGAUAGGUCGAAGGUGAAAGGAGUUGUUGCAAAACUAAUCAAAGUAAAGGAUAGGUCCACAAUGACUGCCCUAGAGGUUACAGCUGGUGGAAAGUUAUAUAAUGUUGUUGUUGACACCGAAAAUACUGGAAAACAACUACUACAAAAUGGCAAUCUUAGAAGAAGAGUGACGAUUAUACCUUUGAACAAAAUACAAUCCCAUUCUGUUCCCUCCAGAAUUCAGCAAGCUGCUGUUAGAUUGGUGGGCAAGGGGAAUGCUGAAGUAGCUCUUUCUUUGGUUGGUUAUGAAGAAGAAUUGAAGAGUGCUAUGGAAUAUGUAUUCGGUUCAACAUUUGUCUGCAAAACUAUUGAUGCAGCAAAGGAGUAUUCGGCUAUUGUUGCAUUUAAUAGGGAGAUUCACACUACAAGUGUCACUCUUGAAGGAGAUAUAUUUCAGCCAAGGGGUCUUCUGACUGGUGGCAGCAGGAAGGGAAGUGGUGAUCUAUUGGGGCAACUUCAUGCUUUGGCUGAGGCUGAGGCCAAACUUUUAAUGCAUCAAAGAAGGUUGUCAGAGAUUGAGGGAAAGAUCUCAAAGCUCCUUCCACUUCAGAAAAAAUUUCUAGAUCUCAAAGCACAAUUAGAACUGAAGUCAUACGACCUUUCCUUGUUUCAGAGCAGAGCUGAGCAAAAUGAGCAUCAUAAGCUUGGAGAAUCAGUGAAGAAGAUUGAGCAAGAGUUAAAUGAAGCAAAAUCAACUGUCAAGGAAAAACAACUUUUGUAUGAGGACUGUGUCAAAACUGUUUCAUCUCUCGAGAAAUCAAUAAAAGACCAUGAUAAAAACAGAGGCAGUAGACUUAAAGGAUUGGAGAAAAAGAUAAAAUCCAUAAAAUCUCAAAUGCAGUCAUCAUUAAAAGAUUUGAAGGGGCAUGAUAGUGAAAGGGAGAGGCUUGUAAUGGAGAUGGAAGCUGUUAUCCAGGAGCAAGCAUCUUUGGAGAAUCAGUUAGCAUCAUUGGCAAUGCUGAGUAGCAAUCUUGCCUCAGAAGUAGAAGAACAAAGAACCACAGUUGUUGCUGCACGGAAUAAUCUUGAUCAAUUUCAGUCUGAGUUGAAAUCAGUUCGUCUGAAAAUGAAAGAAUGUGAUGAGGAAAUCAGUGCUAUUAUUAAAGAGCAACAAAAGCUUGAACAUAAAAUUAGUGAGAGUAAUCUAGAAAGGAAGAGGAUGGAAAAUGAGGUAAAACGAAUGGAGAUGGAACAAAAAGACUGCUCCGUUAGAGUAGAUAAACUAAUUGAGAAGCAUGCAUGGAUUGCUUCUGAAAAACAAUUGUUUGGUAGAAGUGGGACUGAUUAUGAUUUUUCUUCUUGUGAUCCAAGUAAAUCAAGGGAAGAACUUGAGAAGCUUCAGACUGAGCAAUCGGGGCUUGAGAAAAGGGUGAACAAGAAAGUGAUGGCAAUGUUUGAGAAGGCAGAGGACGAGUACAAUGAUUUGAUGUCCAAAAAAAACAUAAUUGAGAAUGACAAAUCCAAAAUAAAGAAGGUGAUUGAAGAGCUAGAUGAGAAGAAGAAGGAGACACUAAAUGUUACUUGGAUCAAAGUGAAUAAUGACUUUGGAUCCAUCUUUUCUACAUUAUUACCGGGAACAAUGGCUAAGCUAGAACCUCCAGAAGGAUGUAGCUUCCUUGAUGGCCUUGAGGUUCGUGUUGCAUUUGGAAGUGUGUGGAAGCAGUCAUUGUCUGAAUUAAGUGGAGGUCAGCGAUCACUGCUCGCACUUUCUCUGAUUCUGGCACUGCUUCUGUUCAAACCUGCUCCACUUUACAUCCUUGACGAGGUUGAUGCAGCUCUUGAUUUGAGCCACACACAAAACAUAGGAAGAAUGAUAAAGGCUCACUUUCCACACUCUCAGUUUAUUGUGGUUUCCUUGAAGGAAGGCAUGUUCAAUAACGCAAAUGUUCUUUUCCGGACAAAAUUUGUGGAUGGUGUUUCAACUGUUCAGCGAACUGUUGCAUCUAAACAAAGCAAAUGA
Sphenostylis stenocarpa is the source of this 4749-nucleotide messenger RNA. NCBI's taxonomy places the organism in Eukaryota, Viridiplantae, Streptophyta, Magnoliopsida, Fabales, Fabaceae. The record is from the annotation of a GenBank genome assembly.